This is a messenger RNA of Ochlerotatus camptorhynchus, 3345 nucleotides long. RefSeq names its product lamin Dm0-like. The transcript is spliced from 6 exons. Gene Ontology annotation, cellular component: nuclear envelope; nuclear lamina. Lineage: Eukaryota; Metazoa; Arthropoda; Insecta; Diptera; Culicidae. The record is from RefSeq and is a predicted model, not a curated record. The coding region runs from base 405 to 2078 and encodes 557 amino acids. Gene Ontology annotation, biological process: heterochromatin formation; nuclear pore localization; nuclear migration. Gene Ontology annotation, molecular function: structural constituent of cytoskeleton.
UUCAUCAUUAGGCGUGGGUUUUUUCUUCAGAUCUGUACUUGAACGCGGCGACGGUGGUGUGUCAUUCCCUGUGCUCGUCGGAAAUUUAUCAAGCCAAAUCAAAAUCUGGUGGAAUUUCUUCCCGUUUCGGAGACCGGUAGUGAGGUUACAUUUGAGUUUGGUGUCGUGAAAGUGCAGAAAGGUUCGCCUUUUUUACGGUGAAAAAAUCGAUUUUUGUGUUGCGGCCAUCGAAAGCGCGGUGGCAGACGGAAUACGAACCGAAGGGAAAAUAAGAAGAAGGCAGGCCGUGUAUUUUUGUGGCCCCCCGGUUUCAAACGACCACCAAAAGAGUGUGUGGUAUUGAGGUUGUGUUUGUGUAGAGAAAGAAAGCAGUGUUCCUCUGCGAAGAAGCAAGGAGUUUCGAAAUGUCUCAAAAAACGAAGAGAUCCGGCGUUUCGACGCCCAUUCCGGUGACGGCCAGCACUCCGGUGCAGGGAAGUUCCGGCAUAGGAGCUCGCCCCUCCAGUCCGCUGAGUCCGACACGGCUCACCCGGCUGCAGGAGAAAGUUGAUCUGAUGAAUCUGAACGAUCGACUGGCCUGCUACAUCGACCGGGUGCGCUACCUAGAGCAGGAAAAUUCGCGCCUUACGGUCGAAGUCCGCAGCUCACAGGAAACCAUCACUCGGGAGGUUUCCAACAUCAAACAGAUGUACGAACAUGAGCUGACCGACGCCCGGAAGCUGCUGGACGAAACGGCCCGCGAGAAGGCCAAGCUCGAGAUCGAUGCCAAGCGAAUAUGGGAGGAGAACGAUGAUCUCAAAAAGAGACUGGACCGCAAGACGAAAGAAGCCGCUGACAACGAACGAAGCGCUCGUAGCCAGGAAGCUCGCGCCAACGAACUCUCCGGCAAGUACAACACAGUCCUGUCCGAACGCAAGAGGGCCCAGGACGAACUUAAGGAGCUGGAAAAGGAAGUUGCCCGCCUCAAGAAACAGCUGGAAACGCUCCGGAAGAAUCUGGAGGAAGAAACGUUGGCUCGGGUGGACUUGGAAAAUACCGUCCAAAGUUUACGCGAAGAGCUUACCUUCAAGGAUCAGGUCCACCAACAGGAGCUGACCGAAACCAAGACCCGCCGACAGGUCGAAAUCAGCGAAAUCGAUGGCAUUCUCUCGGAGCAGUACGAAGCCAAGCUGCAGCAGACGCUACAGGAACUGCGCGAUCAGUACGACGGACAAAUGCGCGCCAAUCGGGAUGAGAUUUCCGAGUUGUAUGAAGCUCGCCUCCGCGAUCUGGAGCUGCAGUUGAAUGCCGAACGACAGCGUCACGCCGUAGAGAAGAGCAAACUGCAGGACGAAAUCGAACGUCUGCGCAACCAGAUUUCCCUUCAACUGCAGGAGUACCAAGAUCUGAUGGACAUCAAAAUCACCCUGGACAUGGAAAUUGCCGCCUACGACAAGCUGCUUUCCUCCGAGGAAGUCCGGCUAAACAUCACCCCGGGCAGUCAAUCGGCUAUCUUCCAGACCUCGUCCACUAGCUCCAGUGCCGGACGAUCGGGGGCGAUGCGACGUACUCCGCAGCGGACAGCUGCCAAGCGCAAGCGUACCGUCCUGGAGGAGUCGGACGAGCGUAGCGUGUCGGACUACUCGGUCACUUCGUCCGCCAAGGGAGACAUCGAGAUCUCCGAAGUCGAUCCGGAGGGCAAGUUCGUCAAACUGCACAACAAAUCUGCUAAGGAAGUACAAGUCGGAGGCUGGACCCUGGUCCGCAAGGUGGGCACCAACGAAACCGUGUUCAAGUUCCACCGAACGCUGAAGAUCGAUGGCGGUGCCUUCGUGACGGUGUGGUCUUCGGACCUCGGCCAGAAUCACGAACCCCCGAGCACGAUCGUCAUGAAGGGCCAGAAGUGGUUCGCCGGCGAUAACAUGACCACUCAGCUGGUGAACGGAGACGGAGAGGAAGUAGCCGCGUCGGAACGUGUCAAGCGUAUUAUGUCCACUGCCGCAUCACGCCACCGCGAGUACCUCGGUUCUUACGGCGCAGAAGAGCUGUAUCACCAACAGGGGGAACCUAAAGGCGAAGAGAAGUGCCGUAUCAUGUGAAGCUAAAAGAAAAGAACCUAGCAGCAUGAGCCGUGAAAUUCGCCUAUAGCAGUUUAGUUUUCCGUAUAAAAGUCGGAAAAUCGUUACACACUCUACUUACAAUAGGAACUACAACAGUAGACACCAAGAAAUACUUUUUUUCUUAUCCGUGUUAGUGCGAUAAUACCCUCCAUCCUAUGGCGGACGAACAAUAGUACAGUAAAACAAAAUAUAAACCCAUUUCUACCAUUUAUUACAUGCCUACAAACAAACAGACACCUUUAAUUGAAACACUUAUGUUCGUGUUGGAAAAACAAGUUGACACGAAUAUCUACUUAAUACGAAUGUUGUCCUUGGUAAUAAGAAAAAAAAAUAAACGAGAACAGAAAAUUUGCACAACUAAUACCUUACUGUUAGUACUAAAACACUUAUGAGGAACGAUUCAAAAACAGCAACAAAACACCGCAUUGAAACGUUAGAAUUUGGACAUUGAAAGCACUUAAAAUAAAGAUCUAUAUCAUUCAUAUAAAACCAAUACAAGAAAAAAAAGAUGAGUAAGAAACUAAAUGCCAUAAUUGUAAGGAGAAAGUAGACAAAACCGCCGUUUGAUUUUCCUUUAAGUUUUACAAUUUUAUUUUCGUCGAAUAUUUCGAUCAUCAUCCAUCAAGACAGAAUAACGUAACCAACGUAUUGCACUGAAAGUAACAUCGGUGGCUAUUUAUGCUAACUUUUAAGGAAUGUCCUAUCAUUUGUCAUUGUUUUGUUCAUUUUAUGUAACGUAACGUAAUCAAAACUCGUAAGAAAUGUCCACUUUUUUUUUGUUCUUCGAAUCGGUGUCCUUGGUCAAGCUGGUAAGCCACGUUGGAGAAACGUUUCAGGAACGUUGAACAUAAACAGAAUGCUGCAUUUUUUGACUUUCCUGUUUUUUUUUCCUAACAAUUGUAAAGAAGAGAGUUAAAAGAAAAUAUAUAUUUUUAAAUGCUAAGGAGUAUAAACCGUUCAAUCGUAUAAUAGCUUCCGAUAAAAUAUAUGUCCUACAAAAGUUGUUGCGACGUAGGUAACCCAAAAGAAGAACAAUCGUUUAGUUUGUAGUCAUCAAAGCCACCAUCAUGAAUCGAGCAUAAAUGAUAAUUUUCCAUUUCGGUUGAGAGGUUUUUUUUUUUUGAAUCGGAUAAAUUAACACUUACAAUUAAAUUUAUAUCUGUUGCCUGAUAUUUUUUGUACUGUCAUAAACAUGAAUCAUUCAAUCAUUAAGAAGAGAAUUUUAAAAUAAACACUCAGAAAAACA